Punica granatum (pomegranate) is the source of this 2744-nucleotide messenger RNA. The record is from RefSeq and is a predicted model, not a curated record. NCBI's taxonomy places the organism in Eukaryota, Viridiplantae, Streptophyta, Magnoliopsida, Myrtales, Lythraceae.
GAGAGAGAGAGAAAGAAAGAAAUAAUAGAGAGAGAGAGAGAAGGGAUAUUAAUUUCAUUUCAUUUUCAUGUUGGGUUCGUUACUUUGACCUCGUUUACCAGCCAAACAACAAAAAAAGGAAAGAAAUCGUCGACGACGACGACGACGACGAAGAAGAAGAAGCGAACUGCGAUUUCCCUCUCUGAACAAUCCUCCCUCCCUCCCUCCCUCGCCAUUCUCGUCUGCUUCAUCGGCGAUCGACGAGCUCCGCAUGAGAUACGCUCGCCUUGCUCCAUCCGAGAAGGAAUCGAUCAACGUCCUGCGGAGGAGCAGGAGGAGGAGGAGGUAGGGUUGCAGUCCUGUACUGUUCUGUCCGUCCGAGCUACAGAGCAUCGAACUGUGGGAGGAGAAGUCGCUUUCCUUGGAUAACAGCGUCAAUGAAGACUUCUCUGAGGAAGUUAGGCCGAUUCACUCUCCACAGGCACGUAGACCCCACGCAGCGGCGGUACCUCCGAUCUCUCUCUCAAUCGGACGAGCUCGCUCAGGCUUCUCAGGACCUCGAUGACAUGAGGGACUGCUAUGACAGCUUACUUUCCGCCGCCGCUGCUACCACCAACACUGCUUAUGAGUUUUCAGAAUCUCUGAGGGAAUUGGGUUCUUGUCUUCUUGAGAAGACUGCAUUAAACGACGAUGAAGAAAGUGGUAAAGUCCUGCUGAUGCUUGGUAAAAUGCAAUUUGAACUUCAGAAACUGCUUGAUCGCUAUCGCUCUCAUAUAUCUCGAACAAUCACAAUACCUUCGCAGUCUCUUCUUAAUGAACUUCGGACAGUUGAGGAAAUGAAGCGACAAUGUGAUGAGAAAAGAAGUGUGUACGAGUAUAUAGUAAUGAAUCGUCGAGAAAAGGGAAAGUCAAGAACUGUUAAAGGAGAGAACUUUUCCAUGCAGCAGUUGCAGGAUGCCCGUGAGCAAUAUGAUGAGGAAGCAACGUUAUUUGUUUUCCGGUUAAAAUCUUUAAAACAAGGACAAUCUCGAAGUCUCCUCACACAGGCAGCUCGCCACCAUGCUGCUCAGCUGCACUUGUUUAGAAAUGCCCUGAGGUCACUUGAGGAACUGGAACCGCAUGUGAAGCUUGUUACUGAGCAACAGUAUAUUGAUUACCAGCUCAAUGGACUUGAAGAUGAUUAUUGUCAUGAAGUUGAUGAUGACGAUGACGACGACGAUAGCCACUAUGGUGACAGUUAUGUUGGGCAUGACGAUGGGGAGUUGAGUUUUGACUAUGGGCAAAAUGGCCACAUUCAAGUUGACAAAUCCACAUUAAGGCAUUCUAUGGAGUUGGAUCCGGCGGACCUUACAUUUCCUCAUGUUGCAACAACUGAAACUGUGAAGGAAAAUUUGGAGAGAAACCCUAGAGAAUUUAUCGCUUUCAGUGGGGAUUUUAAGGCAUAUACCCAGUCUGCUCCUCUAUUUGCAGAGAAGAAAUCAUUAGAUCUCGCUGAUAGGAUGCCUCCAAUGCGGCAAUCAUCGAUUCGGAAGCUUCAAACUUAUGUCCUGCCCACACCAGGUGACCCAAAGAGUUCAGCUUCCACAAAACCAGUCGAAACUUUUGCUUCUACGCCAAAGGCCAAUCUAAAUGCACACAAUCAAAUGGUAUGGCAUUCAUCGCCAUUAGACCCACCAAAGUACGGGAAGAAGUCAGCCGAUGAGAAGUACUCUGGAACUCCUGUCUCAAAUACUUUCCGCAUUCUGAAAGAGAGUAACAAGAAAUCUGCUCCCAACAUGUUACCUUCCCCUUUGGCAGAAGGUAGCCUGUUUUUGCAGUUUGAUCCCAUCACAGCUUCUAGUUCCAAAAAAUUUAAAAGGCAAGCCUACUCUGGUCCACUGACCAAAAAACCGGAGCCUAGCCAACCUCUCCCAGAACAUCCCCAGCUGUACUCUGGACCUAUACUACGAAACCCGAUGUCUCAACCGCUUUCAUCUUCUCCAAAAGCAUCGCUCAUCUCUUCCUCUCCUCUUACAUCUUCACCUAAGAUAAGUGAGCUCCAUGAGCUCCCAAGGCCACCUGCAAGCUCCACUGGCAUCUCAAGUAGACCUCCUGGGUUGGUGGGCUAUUCUGCUCCCUUGGUCUCUAGAGGACCACAAGACUCGUCAGUCAAGAGUGAAAACGUGGUUGCUGGAGCGGCUUCUCCAUUGCCUAGGCCUCCUUCAAUUAUUUCUCGAAGUUUCUCCAUUCCCACGAGUGGUUCAAAGCCGAAAAUCUCGGGGGUACUGCAAGAUACGCAAAAUGGCGAGUCGCCUGAUGCUGGUUCUUCACCUCCAUUGACUCCGAUAUCCUUACCUAACAGCCGGCCCUGAGGAACUGAUCAGGGUACUGCCCUAUGACUGUUCAGAGGACAGGUGAAUUCAAUUUUGUUAGUUUGCUGGGGAAUUACUUUCGAAGGUCACUGAAUGGCAAGAAUUUCUAGGUAGCUUCGGGUCUCGUGUGCAUGGUGCAGAUAUGUAUAUAUAUAUAUAUAUAUGUUCCUCGUUCUUGUCCCGUAUUGGUCCCUUCUUUUUGUGGCUAGCCUGCUGUUUGAUCCUUUGUCAAUCAAUCUCUGAUUCCGGUCGAAUGUAUGCGUAUAGUAGUAGUUGUGAAUGAGCCCUUUGCAAGAAAUUUGUAUAUAUGGUCUAAGUGACAACAGGGAUGUGUAAGUGAAUCCUCCUCCAAUUUUAUGUAUCACAACAUUUCUGAGAAAAAUAGUUUACAUCGUUUGCACUUUUAGUUUGUCA